AUGUCCACCUCAAAAACCUCAGAUAAACCCUUCAAAGGCUUUGAACUAAGCCAAGCUCAAACAGCUUUCUCUUUCUUGCAGCCUAACGCAUCCCCAUCUCAACAUAAUGAGAGAAGAGGCCGGCGAAAGCAAGCAGAGCCAGGGAGGUUCCUAGGGGUGAGGCGGCGGCCUUGGGGACGAUAUGCUGCUGAAAUCAGAGACCCCACAACUAAAGAGAGGCACUGGCUUGGGACAUUUGAUACUGCUCAAGAAGCAGCUCUUGCCUAUGAUAGGGCUGCCCUUUCCAUGAAGGGCACUCAAGCAAGAACCAACUUUACAUAUUCUGACACCACAAAUUUCCAUUCUCUUCUCUCUCCUUUUGAUAUGCAAUCCCUCCGGCAGCCAUCACAGUUCCUCACUAGCACUCAGAUUACACAACCCUCUAAUGACACCAAUUCAUAUCAGCCUGAAAUUCCACAAAGUAAAGUAAAUAUUCGCUAUAACGGUAAUACUUGUUUCCAAUCCGAUAAUGAAACAAGUACUCAGUCUUCAUAUGAUUCAUCACCUAAUGAUAGUUUCUUUUUCUCCUCUGACACCAACUCUGGCUACUUGGGGUGCAUAGUCCCUGAGAAUUGCUUGCAACCUCCUAAUACCACCAGCAUGAACUCCCCAAAAAGCAAUGCAGAUACUAUAAAGAAUCAAAACCUUACCACAAGUUACAGUUGUCACCAAACUCAAUCAAAUUGUGAUUGUAAUGCACUUUCAGCUGAUGCUAUGAGUGUGGCAACAAUGGCAUCAAACCCUGCAAAUUUGUCUUUCUUUGAUCAACUUAAUAAUGGAUUUUGGGGUGUUGAGCAGUCAUGGAAGAUGAAUUCUUGGGAAGUCUCUGCCAUGAUCAACAACUCACUGAUGCUGGAAGGUGGGUGCAUGGGAACUUUGUAUCCAGUCAUGGACAAUCCAGGUCACAAGUCAACGCCUCCUGUCACUUCUUCAUCAACAUGCUCCUCUAUAAUUUCUCCUUCUGGUGAUGUAGGUGACUUGGGACAUUCUCUCUUCUGA
Ilex paraguariensis (yerba mate) is the source of this 1038-nucleotide messenger RNA. The record is from the annotation of a GenBank genome assembly. Lineage: Eukaryota; Viridiplantae; Streptophyta; Magnoliopsida; Aquifoliales; Aquifoliaceae.